Molecule: messenger RNA, 749 nt
Organism: Pseudopipra pipra
Lineage: Eukaryota; Metazoa; Chordata; Aves; Passeriformes; Pipridae
Gene: RMP24
Product: chromosome 1 C18orf21 homolog
Exons: 5
Coding region: 23-709 (228 amino acids)
Source: RefSeq, a predicted model, not a curated record
AACGCGUCCAGGUGGGUUUGGAAUGUCUCCAGAGAGAGGGAGACUCAGCGACGUCCCUGGGCAGCCUGUUCCAGAGCUCUGCCACCCUCAACGCCAAGUUCUUCCUCAUGUUUUUUCCCUAGGGUGGACGCUCCGCAGCUCCCGAGCUAAUGGACGUGGAUUAGAAAGGAUAUGUCCUUACUGCUUCCAGUUCCUGGUUCCUGACAGCUACCGGGUGCGUCUCAAACCAAAGAUGAAAGUGUCUCCACAGAUAGAGAAAGUUCUUAAGCGAGAGGCGAAGAACCAUAAACUUAACAUGAAACAGACAAAGCUUUUGAAAAAGUACAGGGAGUCAAGCAGCGUUCUGCUAGUUACUUGCAAAUCAUGCAACAAAACAACAAGACAUUAUGGUAAAAGCAGGGAUUUUCUGUCAACCAAGACACAAAAUUCUGGCACUCCAAUUAUUAAAUCUAGCCUCAAGACACCAGAUGUAAAAAUUCCAUCUUCAAAGAAAAUUACACCUGUAAGCUCCAGUAGGUCGGGAUCUAAAGGGAACGGUCCCUCAACACUUCCCAGAACAUGUGAUUCUGGACAGGCAACAACCAACUCUGCUUCCAAGACUCCCCGAAACUCCAAAUUUCACUUUUCUAAGCUAAAACGGAUGCUCAACCUAGAAGAAAAAGAGAGAAGCCAGAAGGCAGAUUUCAAGACCUUCUUGACUUUACUUUAGUUCUGUAUUAUUUCAAAGUAAUAAAGAUUACAGCAAUAAA